UUUCUUCCCCCCGUCUCUCAUCCUCCUCUCGAGUCUCGACACCGAACCCAAGACGAGAGGCAUUCGUUCGCCCAGCGCAAGAUCCAAACUUCCAAACCCCUCUUCUAGUAUCCUCCUCCUCCUCCUCGCGGCUGCUCCUUCUAGUUUAGAUUCCGCCAUCCCGAUCCAAGAGUAGCUAAUCCGGUGCCGCCGGAGCCCGGACAGCCGCCACACCCGUCGUUGCCUCCCACCUUGCGCCGGUUCCAGCGCAUAGAUCACUGCUUGCAAUUCCAGGAUCUCCUUCUGACGUUUGAUUUUGAAGGUCCGGUUCCUCGCAAAAACAAAAAUAAUAUCCAAAGGUCCGGAGACUGAAGUUCUGAUGAUGCCUGCGACAAAUGGACUAGUCCAUGCAUAUGCUAAGAAGCCAUUGUUUUCCUUUGGUGUCAUUGCUGAUGUUCAGUAUGCGGAUAUCCCAGACGGCCGCUCAUUCCUUGGUGUUCCACGCUACUACCGUCACAGCAUCAGUGUUCUCCAAAGGGCUGUCAGUACAUGGAACAAGCAAGGAAAUAUUAAGUUCUCGGUCAACUUUGGCGACAUCAUUGAUGGAUUCUGCCCAAAAGACAAAUCGUUGUGGGCGGUGCAGAAGGUCCUUGACGAGUUUGAUAAAUUUGAUGGUCCAACCUACCACAUGUUUGGCAACCAUUGCCUCUACAAUCUUCCUCGCAGCAAGCUAGUGGACUUGCUGAAGAUGCCAACGGACUCUGAUCGUGCGUACUAUGACUUCUCACCAUGUCCUGAGUACAGAUUUGUUGUUCUGGAUGCCUAUGACUUCAGUGUGCUUGGUUGGUCUCGUGAUCAUCCAGUGACUGCAGCAGCCAUGAAGCUCCUGGAUGAAAAGAAUCCAAACACCGACAAGAAUAGCCCAGAUGGGCUGGUUGGUGUUGAUAGGCGGUUCGUGAUGUUCAAUGGUGCAGUUGGCAAGGAGCAGCUGUCCUGGCUGAAUGAUGUCUUACGGGAUGCAUCAGAGCGCCGGCAAAAUGUCAUCUUAUGCAGUCAUCUCCCAAUGGAUCCCGGUGCAGCAUCCCCAGCAGCUCUUAUGUGGAACUACGAUGAGGUCAUGGCUAUUGUUCGCCAGUACAACUGUGUUAAGGCGUGCUUUGCGGGGCACGACCACAAGGGUGGCCACUCCGUCGACUCCCACGGUGUGCACCAUCGCACUCUUGAGGCUGCUUUGGAGUGUCCUCCUGGCACAACUGCAUAUGGAAAUAUCGAAGCAUAUCCUGACAGGCUAUUGCUUGUAGGCUCUGAUAGAAUGGCUGAUACUGAAAUGUGUUUUCAGACCAUGUAGUGAGAUCUGGCGCAGAAUAAACUUCAUGUGACUUCAUUUUUUUAUGACAAUCGACGACAUUGUUAAAUGUAGAUGACAUGAAUACUGGCGGAAAAAUAAUGCAAUUGUUGUAAUGCUUAGUUCCCCCUUUGGGAACUGCUGAAUGGACAUUGUUGCGUUCUGAAUUUCUGAUAUCUCUAUUGGCAUAUAUGAUUUACACA
Brachypodium distachyon (stiff brome) is the source of this 1527-nucleotide messenger RNA. RefSeq names its product manganese-dependent ADP-ribose/CDP-alcohol diphosphatase. The transcript has 2 exons. Gene Ontology annotation, molecular function: 2',3'-cyclic-nucleotide 2'-phosphodiesterase activity; ADP-ribose diphosphatase activity; CDP-glycerol diphosphatase activity. NCBI's taxonomy places the organism in Eukaryota, Viridiplantae, Streptophyta, Magnoliopsida, Poales, Poaceae. The record is from RefSeq and is a predicted model, not a curated record. Bases 359 to 1327 code for a protein of 322 amino acids.